UCGCGCUCAAUGCGUUUCAGUACUAAUUCAGUACUACGCUUAUAAACAACUUCUUUAUUUUACUGGAAAUUCGUGACGCGCCUUGUAUCUGAAAAGUUUGCUCUCGCUCUACGGAUACGAAUACGAGAUACAUUUGUGGACUGGAUUAACACUAAUUCGUUUUUGAUUGCCGCCAAGGGGGGCGAAUGGUAUCGCCAAUGGACCGAAACAAGGCAGCUGCUACUCCUCUGUGACGAAGGAAACCGAAUACCACCAGCUGGGGUAUAUCCUCGCUAGUCGCAAACAAGAACAACAGGGGCACCACACGAUCGCAACGGAGGAUCACAAAAGGCUCGUGCCACAUGAACCAGGGGGUUGGUUGGUGAUAGCGCCUCCUGAAAGAAGUACCGACUCAUGCGGUCGUGCGUCGAGACAAAGUGAUCCUGCCACAAGGAGCAGGACGAGCCGCUUAUCAGCCAUGCAUGGAAUUUGGGGUGGCUGAGGGUUGCAAACACACGUUCUUAUCUUAAAGCUCAAGCUGUCGGGAGGGUGACGAAAUAGAGCAGAUGUUCAAACAACGGCACCGAUGACUGAUGACUAACGAAACCCAGCAAUUUCAUCCAGAGGGGAGGCGAUAAUUCUCAUCAAACGACGCGUGUUAGGCACACUUGUAGAUCCUCGAAACACGAGCAACUUUCGCCUAGGCACUCAGAUUCAAAACCAAAUUUCCAGUAUUAUAAUGUCCGUGGACAACAGCUUAGGAAUUCUGGACUUCAGUUUGGCCAAGGACAAUGAAAAAACCACAAUGACAGCAGCCAGCGUAUACAAAACGUCAGACAAGGAAAACGAUCCAGAUUCCCAUUUGACGGGAACUAUAGUCACCACAGGCGCCACCGCCCAACCAGCUACGCCUAUUGCCUCAGUCGUUGCCGCCCUACCAGCCACACCUACUGUAUCGGCUAGCCAGGAUGUUGGCGACGGUGCCAGCCUUAGUACCAGUUCGGAACAUAAGUUUCAGUCAUAUGUCAAUGGCAAUGGGAAUGGAGUCUACAAGAUCAUCAAGACACUGGGAAAGGGAAACUUUGCCAAGGUCAAGCUGGCGAUUCAUGUCCCCACUGGCAGAGAGGUGGCCAUUAAAGUGAUCGAUAAGACCCAACUGAAUACAAGCGCCCGGCAAAAGCUGUACCGAGAGGUGAAGAUCAUGAAGCUACUGAAUCACCCGAAUAUCGUCCGUCUGUUCCAAGUCAUCGAGUCGGAAAGGACGCUCUACCUGGUAAUGGAAUACGCCAGUCGCGGCGAGCUCUUUGACCAUCUUGUCAAGAACGGACGGAUGCGAGAACGGGAUGCCAGGGUGAUCUUUCGGCAAUUGGUAUCAGCUAUUCAGUACUGCCAUAGCAAGUUUGUAGUCCAUCGUGAUCUCAAGGCAGAGAACUUAUUGCUGGACCAGAACAUGAACAUUAAAAUCGCUGACUUUGGCUUUGGCAAUACCUUCGAUCCCAAUGCCCAACUGGAAACCUUUUGUGGAAGUCCUCCCUAUGCUGCACCUGAGCUCUUCAUGGGCAGAAAGUAUGCUGGCCCGGAAGUGGACGCCUGGUCCCUGGGUGUGGUGCUUUAUACCCUUGUCAGUGGGUCCCUUCCUUUUGAUGGAGGCACCCUAAAGGAGUUGCGGGAACGAGUCCUUCGGGGCAAAUAUCGUGUGCCCUACUACAUAUCCAUGGACUGUGAGAAUCUAAUGAGGAAAUUCUUGGUCCUGAAUCCCGCCAAGCGCACUUCGCUUUCGGCUGUCAUGUCGGAUAAGUGGAUAAAUCUGGGUCACGAGGAAGGCGAAAGAUUGCGACCUUUUCGGGAGAAGCCUAUGGAGCUACAGGAUAUGGCUCGGUUUGAUUUAUUAAUGAGCAUGGGCCACAAACGGCGGGAUGUGGAGCAGUCGGUAAAAGGACAGCAGUUCGACGACAUCUAUUGCACCUAUAUGCUCCUGGGCGUGGCCAAGCCGCGCUCCUCAAACCGCAGUGCCAAAACUGAGGCUGUCCCGACAAUAGAUUUAACUACUCCACCAGUCAGUAACCCACUUCCUACUAUCACUACGCCCACUGUUACCAUAGCCCAAGUAACUCUCGCGCUGGACAAGAAUCCGGCCAUACACUCCGCCUCCCCUUCAAGUCGGCAAGCAGCUCCUCGUUUGGCAAAUGCCCCGAAUACGCCUACUUCGACGCCACCUUCGGGACCACCGGCCAAACCCACACGACGCACUCCAGCCCGCACACCAGCCCGCAAGGUCACAAACCAUUCAAGCGGCCAAGGACGCCCCGAGCCCUCCAGUCUCCCACACACUCCGCAAACCAAGAGAUGCAGUGCCAAUAUGGAUGUCAAACCAACGCUACUAAGUGCCCAGCGACAAUUGGCUCAGACCCAGAAGAUGGCCAGUACACCGCCACGCUUUCAGUACCCCGGUUCGCAAACACCAAAUCAAGCUCAGGGAUGCAAUAGAAGGCCCACGACUCUUUACGAGAAGGCAGAGCCGGCAGCCACCCCCCUUCUGGUGCCGAAGUCGCCGGCCAUCGGUGGGCGACUAAUGGAACGAAUUCCAGGAGCUGGAGCAGUGGAAAAGACAUCCGACAAACCCUUUACGCGUCACAAUGUUGCGCGGGCCACUUUUCAUUUUGGCCAGGCACGAAGUGGAAAACGAGGUGGUGGAUCUGGGGGCGGUACUGGCGGGGAGGAGGACAACUACCAAACGCCACCCUUAUCUGCUGAUGACACUAAACCCGCCUCGCGUGUAGGCUUCUUCUCUAAGUUGACCGCACGCUUCGGUCGUAGAGUGAUCCACCUGAACGAGAAGGAUGCCACCGAGCAGCGUAAGAAUCUCACCAAAUAG
This is a messenger RNA of Drosophila eugracilis, 2854 nucleotides long. Its product is annotated as MAP/microtubule affinity-regulating kinase 4-like. Bases 719 to 2854 code for a protein of 711 amino acids. Gene Ontology annotation, biological process: protein phosphorylation; microtubule cytoskeleton organization; intracellular signal transduction. The transcript has 2 exons. The record is from RefSeq and is a predicted model, not a curated record. Gene Ontology annotation, cellular component: cytoplasm. Lineage: Eukaryota; Metazoa; Arthropoda; Insecta; Diptera; Drosophilidae. Gene Ontology annotation, molecular function: ATP binding; tau-protein kinase activity; protein serine/threonine kinase activity.